Lates calcarifer (barramundi perch) is the source of this 620-nucleotide messenger RNA. RefSeq names its product somatostatin 5 (gene sst5). Gene Ontology annotation, molecular function: hormone activity. The record is from RefSeq and is a predicted model, not a curated record. Gene Ontology annotation, biological process: regulation of cell migration. The transcript has 2 exons. Gene Ontology annotation, cellular component: extracellular region. Lineage: Eukaryota; Metazoa; Chordata; Actinopteri; Centropomidae. Bases 89 to 412 code for a protein of 107 amino acids.
CUCAAGCAGUGAUAACGUUCAGCUCCUGCACCCUCCUCCACCCUCUCUCUCUCUCUGACUGGUCUUUUGUUUUCUGUUUGAGCUGGAGAUGCUUUGCUCUCAGGUGCAGGUACUUCUGGUGGCUUUGUUUUCCUCUGUGCUGCUGGUGCACGUCAGCGGUGCUCCACGCAGGGACAUGCAGACAGAAACACUGAGAGAAGACCUCGCAAACGACAAGGAUCUUGCUCGCUUGCUCUUGCUGAAGUUUGUGUCUGAACUGAUGGCAGCGAGAGUGGACCAGAUGCUGCCCGUGCUGGAGGAGGAGGAGGUGGGAGUCAGGGAGGAGGUGAUGCGGCGGCACCUUCCCCUCUCUCAAAGGGAGCGCAAAGCAGGCUGCCGCAACUUCUUCUGGAAGACGUUCACCUCGUGUUAACACAAGAUAAGAGCUGUUCAGGCUGAAGUAUUUCUGUUUUAAAAUGUACUUUUUGAGGAUACAUUCAUCCAUGAUUGCUCACUUUGUCAUGACUGUGUUAUUUACUGCAAGAUGCCAAAUAAAGUGUUUUGGUAACUGUAAACAAUAAUAGGGUUGUAUGCUUUAAGAUUGGCAGGAAUGUACAGUGUCUAAAAUAUUUUUUUCUGAA